This is a messenger RNA of Lolium rigidum, 1445 nucleotides long. RefSeq lists its product as uncharacterized. Bases 109 to 1254 code for a protein of 381 amino acids. Lineage: Eukaryota; Viridiplantae; Streptophyta; Magnoliopsida; Poales; Poaceae. The record is from RefSeq and is a predicted model, not a curated record. Gene Ontology annotation, molecular function: calcium ion binding. The transcript has 5 exons.
GAUCGCUUUGGCGAGCUACCGUCUUCGAUCACGAGCAACCUGCCCGCCAUUGCUGCAACUUGGAUCGUCUUCUUCCUUUUCUCUUGGUAUAAAGGAGCUCGUGGUAAGAUGGCGAGCGGCCAGCAGCAGCAGCAGGCGAGGAGGAACGGCGGCAAGGCCGUGCAGGUGCUGGACGGGUCGGACAUCCGCGAGCUGGUGGAGAACAAGGUUGAGUUCGCCAAGUUCGUCGAGAACAAGUUCCGGCACCUCGACCGCGACGGCGACGGGAGGCUGUCGGUGAGGGAGCUGCAGCCGGCCGUUGCGGACAUCGGCGCCGCCAUCGGGCUGCCGGCGAGAGGCUCGUCGGCCCAGGCGGACCACAUCUACUCUGAGGUUCUGAACGAAUUCACCCAGGGGAAGCAAGACUCGGUGAGCAAGCAGGAGUUCCAGGUCGUGCUGUCGGACAUACUGCUCGGCAUGGCGGCCGGGCUGCAGAGGGACCCGAUCGUGAUCCUGAGGAUGAACGGGGAAGACCUGAACGAGUUCGUCGAUAGCUCCACAUACGAGACGGAGGCGGUCGCCAUAUUCUCGCAAGUCCAGUCUGGGAACGCCUCGCUGCGGCAAUGCUUGGCAGCUGCCCUUCGACAGCUCACCGUCGACCAGGGCAUGCCGCCGGUCUCCGACUCUCUGGUUGUGGAAAACAUCAUAGAACCUGCAACGCAGCAGCUAUCGGCGGAUCAGCUUGACGGGCCAGCGUCGCAGGAGGCGUUCUUUCAGGAGUUCCGGAAGUAUCUGGGGAUCAUCGCCCAUCGCCUCCAAGAGCGCCCUGUGAUCGUUGCACACAGCGAGAACACCUUUGAUGGGGCUGGCGUCAAGAAGAUACUGUCGAACAAGGCCGAAUUCGACAAGCUGUUGGAUUCUAUGUGGGGAGACGUACCCAAGGAACACAAGGAUAGAACAUCGAAGAAGUACAUUCGUGUCGCUUUUGACAGGAUGGCCGCUUCGGUAAAUCUUCCACCGUAUGGAGCUGUUGAUCAGGUGGAUGCCGUGGUGAAUGAGGCGUUCAAGAUGGUGAACGCCGAAGACGGGAAACCGGUCGACGAGGCCGAGUUCAAGAAGCUGCUCACCGAGGUCCUCGGGGCGGUGAUGCUCCAGUUGGACGGCAAGACGAUCUCUGUCUCCUCCAACACCGUCCUCCAUGAGCCCAUGUCCACUCCAUCCAGCUUGUUAUCGCCAUCGCCCCCGUCGCCCAUGGUGUCAUCGCCAAGCGAAUAGAGGCAUGUUUUGGUAACAGUUUCCCCUGACGGUGUGAUAAGGUUACCGCAUUCGACGCCGGUGACGCUGGUUUCCACCUGAUUACAAUGCAACAACCUAGACGUUUUUUUUAUGUAACUUCAACGUGAGACGUGGUGCUUGUACGUAUGCUGUGUUGAUGUACAUGAGUGUUGGAAUAAGCCUUUCGAACC